AUCCACUUCCUAAAAUCAGCAGGAGCAGGGUCUGAGUAAGGUAGUUUUUUUUACAGCUACAGAUUUGCUACUUGGGUGCCAGCAUGGAGCAGAUCUCUGCAGAUCAGAAUCUUUCAAAAAAAUCAUGAACUUCUAAGCCACAUUUCAAAGGCUAGAUAAGAACCACAGAAACAUCCUGGGAAGUCAUGCUGGGGAAAAAGCUGGUGGCCGCACGGAAACAAGGGGAGACCAGAGCCCUAUGCCUAGGUUUGGGAAUGAUGGCCUGCUCAGCAAUGAUGUAUCUCUUUAUUGGUAUCGUCCUGGUGCCUUUACACAAAAGAAGUGUCUGGGAUGAAGAAAGUGAAUGCAACCUGGUGAGAGCUAACAUCAAAGAGAAAGUCCAUUGUUCAUUCAAUGAAGGCUCUGGUGAUAAAGAUACUUUUCACUAUCCUUGUCUGGAAGUCUACGUGAAUUUAACCAAUUUAGGGCAAAUGGUAAUGCUCUACCACACAGAGGACACCGUGCACAGAAAUCGCAAGUGCUCCUAUAUUCCCCCUGAUAUGGAGAAUUAUACAGAAGUUCAGCAGCAAGUAGAAAACGUAAGAGACAAUUUCAGAAAGCAUCAGACAUUCCUUUGUCAUUAUGACCCAUCAGGAAAAGAAAAAAGCGUCCUUUUAAAGAGAUUAUAUCCCCCAGAAGGCCUUCUCGUUGCUUUUGCCUGGCCAAGCCUGCUGUUGAUUGGUGGGAUCUUGAUAGUCAUCAUGGUAAAACUGACUCAGUAUCUUGCUGUAAUCUCUGCUACACAACGCAGAGCACGCAUAUAGUUUGUUCUAGCUUAGGCCUGGACUUCGUAUUCACUUUUGUAUUUGAGGCAAGUUACGAGUAACUUCUCAGCUUUACGCUAUGGAUAAACAAAACCGUAAUGGAGACCAGAAAAAUAUAGAUAUGGUUUGCUGAUGGGAAACAUUCAAAUGAUACUUCUUUGAAUUCAUUACAUUUUUUUUUCACAUUUAGAUAUAUUAUUUAAAUUUGAGAAAAUACCUUUUGUUAAUGUUUCUAGUUCAUAACUUCUAGCAUUAAGUUAUGUCAGAUAUGUGGUGAGACACUUGAUUUAAUUUUCACCAACAUGAUCACCGAAUGUGUACAUGCUGUUGGAUUAUUUUAUGGAUUUAUUAAAAUCAGCAGUAAAUGCAGGGAUAGGUACACGGGCUUAAGCCUGUUGUAUUCUGUGGAAGCUAAAAAAAGAGUAAUGUCUCUGAGCUAAGCUUGACUCCUGGUGACUUCAUGGACACAUCAAUGUAGCUCUUUAAGCAGCAAUAUAGAAAUGGUUUGCCAUUGCCUUCUUCCAGCUCUAAAGGCUCGAUUUCUGCACUUAAUUUCUCAUGAAAGCUACAAAAGGCUACAAAAAAUGCAUGAGGAGAUGUAUGCACUAUCACAAGGCAAACUUGCACUGGGGAGGUUCCUGUUAGAGGAGAAUGGCCACCAUUGACUUGUAACCCAAUCCCCUUCUGCCGCUAACAAGGGAGCCUAGAAGCGCCAUUUGCUUAAAUCUGAGAGAGACAUAGCUCCCCCUCUUUUUGAGGUUAAAUAACAGGAGGAGGAUUUGGUAGUGGCUUUUGUUUUUUGAAUCUUCCCAGGGAAAGAGCAGCUUGGCUCUGGGAUGAAGAAAGGAAGUAGGAACCUAAACCUACUCCAGGACUGUAAAAUGUAAAUUUUCCAGGACUCAGGAAAGAAUCAGUCACACACAGGCUUCUGGGGCAGUAAGUGAUCAGAAACCAGUUUUUAAAUUUAAACUUAGAUGUGCUCAAAGAUGUUUUUUCCUGAGGUUCAGAUCCACUUUAGAUGACACUUUCCACUGUUCUUUUGACUAGUCUUACUCUUUGCAUUCAGUCCUUUUCUUCUAAGCCCAACACCCAUUCAUGUUUUUCCUGUUGUAUUCUGACUUCUAAUAAAGUAUAUAUUCUUU
Candoia aspera is the source of this 1945-nucleotide messenger RNA. RefSeq names its product potassium calcium-activated channel subfamily M regulatory beta subunit 1 (gene KCNMB1). The transcript has 4 exons. NCBI's taxonomy places the organism in Eukaryota, Metazoa, Chordata, Lepidosauria, Squamata, Candoiidae. The record is from RefSeq and is a predicted model, not a curated record. Gene Ontology annotation, cellular component: membrane; voltage-gated potassium channel complex. Bases 186 to 803 code for a protein of 205 amino acids. Gene Ontology annotation, biological process: potassium ion transport; detection of calcium ion. Gene Ontology annotation, molecular function: potassium channel regulator activity; calcium-activated potassium channel activity.